GCGCGCGCAGCUUAUCCGGCUGCAGACUUCCUGAAUCAGGGUUAGCUUGCGGCCGUUUUCGGGGGGGUGGGGUGUCGGGGGAGGGGGGUGUAGCAUGUAGAUGAGAGCCGGACACUCAGCGCAGGCGGCUUGGAGGUGACUUUCCCGAGAGGCGGACACGAUAAGAGGACUUUCGGUCGACAACAUGGACGUGUGGGCGGCCUUGGAGGUGUAUAAGGAGAUGGUCCUGCUGUACCUGGAGGAGGGCCGGCGGCAGGUCAACUCGCGCUGCGCGGACCUGGAGCCGUGGCAGAUCGUCGGAGCGACGGUCAUCACCACCCUGGGAGCCGUCUGGAUCAAAGGCUUCCUCUUCCAGCAAGAAAGUCUCCCGUCCCGAAUCAAGAAGCUGUGCUUUCGACUCAUCAGAAAAAUACCCUAUGUUGGCGCAACAAUCCAGAGCCAGCUCAACAAGGCUUUGGAUGACAUGUCUGCCAGUCUGUGCACUUUGAAGGAGGGGAUGAGCUACACUAAACAGCUGCCCUCUAAAGGCCUCUCUCAGAGCCAAGUGCUGGACAAAAUCAGAGAGUACGAGACUCUGAAUGAGGUGCAGUGGGAGAACGGAUGUGUUUCGGGGGCCGUGUACUGGGGUGAUGAAUCCCUGACCAAUCUCCUGGUGAAGGUAUAUGGAGAUUUUGCAUGGAGCAACCCACUCCACCCGGACAUCUUUCCUGGCGUGAGAAAGAUGGAGGCGGAGGUUGUCAGAAUGGCUUGCACACUCUUCCGCGGCGGACCGAGCUCCUGUGGCACAGUUACUUCAGGAGGAACUGAGAGCAUCCUGAUGGCCUGCAAGGCCUACAGAGACAUGGCGUAUGAACGCGGUGUGAAAUACCCUGAAAUUGUUGCGCCCGUGAGCGUCCACGCGGCCUUCGACAAAGCGGCGCACUACUUCGGGAUGAAGCUCGUUCACGUUCCCCUUGACGAGAAAAGCAUGAAAGUCGACGUGAAGGCUAUGAAGAGAGCCAUCAACAAGAACACCGCCAUGCUCGUGUGCUCGACGCCUCAGUUUCCUCAUGGAAUCAUAGAUCCCGUUGAGGAAGUCGCCAAGCUGGCUGUGCGCUACAACCUCCCGCUGCAUGUGGAUGCCUGUCUGGGAGGUUUUCUCAUCGUCUUCAUGGCCAAGGCCGGUUACCCGCUCGCCCCGUUCGACUUCAGGGUAAAAGGUGUUACGAGCAUCUCUGCUGACACCCACAAGUAUGGCUACGCCCCCAAAGGUUCCUCCGUGAUCCUCUACAGUGAUAAGAAGUACCGUCACUACCAGUACUUUGUAGCUCCAGACUGGCAGGGGGGAAUCUAUGCCUCGCCCUCUGUUGCCGGCUCCCGGCCCGGAGGAAUCAUCGCCGCCUGCUGGGCAACCAUGAUGCACAUGGGGGAGGACGGAUACAUCGACGCCACCAAGAAGAUCGUCAGCACGGCGCGCAAAAUCCAAAAAGCAAUCUGCAAGAUAAAUGGUGUGUUUGUGUUUGGGGAGCCAAAGGUGUCGGUGGUGGCAAUCGGCUCCGAUGUCUUUGAUAUUUUCCGUCUGUCUAAUGCGCUGACUUCAAAGGGCUGGAAUCUGAACACACUGCAGUACCCCUCAAGCAUCCACAUUUGUUGCACAGUUCUGCACACGAAGUCGGGCGUCGCUGAUCAGUUUGUCCGUGAUGUCAAAGAGCAGGUGGCCAUCAUCAUGAAGAACCCCAAAGAGAAAACCACAGGAAUGGGAGCGAUCUACGGCAUGGCCCAGUCCAUCCCCGACAGAUCCAUGGUGACGGAGAUCUCCCGGGGUUUCCUGGACUGUCUCUACAGCACUGAGGUGUCCAAGCCAAACACCAGCCAGAUGAACGGCAACGGCAAAGCCCACUGAAGCAGGACUGGGCCCCCCCUGAACCCCCCUGACCCCUCCGCACGCCUCCUCCAGAGCCCCUGAGCUUAGGGCCCGACGGUUGCCUUAUCUUGCAUACCUCCACCAUACUGAAAACAUCUGCAGAAGCACAAGCCAUCGUCAUUUAUUAUUGCUUUGUAACAUUGUGCCUAAGCGGCACAGAGAAGAAACGACUGGUUCCAAAUGAGUUUUGGUCUUUUCAUUUGAUUUUUAUUAAUGUAGUGGAAGUGCGUGUGCGUGUGUGUGUUUAUUUUAUUUGUUUGAAAAGUCCAUUUCAAUUCCACCUUUUUGUUAAAAUGCGAAUGUCUGUCAUAAUCUCAAUCAAUUCACAUAGCAAAAGCAUUCCUUUUUUUUAUACUGCCGGAACAUUUCAGCUUCCAUCAGCUUCGCCAUCUGUCAUGACUCAGCGAAAACACCGUUAGAGACGCUGUGCUGCCCUCUAGCGCCAGAGCGGAUGUACUGCUUUAGACUGAGUGGACGUGUGGAGGCCGGACGACGGUGAAAGUUCUCAUCCUCAUCAUCCCCAUCAUGUCAUAGAUGUCAAUGAGGAAAGCUUUUUACAUAAUUUUCUUUAUUUUUUUUUUAAUUGUAAAAGCGCUGCAAUGCCCUGCAAAGAACCAGUCGGGUUAAUCUGUGAAUCACUUGAAACAACCGCUCUGACGUUCUCGUCUUUGUGUCCUUGUCGGUUAGCACUUAGUGUGACGACGUCCCUUUUUUGAUUUUAAGUCUGCUUUCGGGAUUUGUAUCGCGGGAGCUUUUUUAAUAUUCGAUAAAAUUGUCUUUUUUUUUUUUUCUUUUUUAAAAAAAAACUUGUAACCAGGCCUUGAAUAUUGUGUAAAGCGGUGAGUAGAAGCCAAGGCUUUGUAGCCACGUUGGUUAUAUGUAAUUGUUUCUCCUGUUUGGUUCUUUUCCACUCAGGAGCUGGCUUGUGUGUUGACAUACUUUAACAAUCCAGGCUGAAGGCUGUUUCCAACCCGCUGUGUGUGUGAGAUCAACAAGCAGACGCUCCACAUGUCCUGCGUAGAGUCACCCGUGUACCACUCAAUCUACCUCAGUUUCUACUCAAUGCUUCCGCCAGUUAUUCAUCCACUGAAACGUAAACAAUUAACAAACCAUUAUAAAAGUGUUCUUGGACAUCCUGAAAGGAAACCGAUCCACUGUGAUGGAGUUUUUUUUUGUUGUUUAUCCACAGACUGACCGAUUCCAUAGUUGUGUUGGGAGAAACCCACUGAAUGUGGCUAUUUGUUUGGGGUAAAUAUCCAUUCAGCAGGAUAUUUCCACAUUUACCAACAGGUUGACAGCUUCACGUCUGCAUUGUGUAACACCAAAGCGGCCGCCGCGUCUUGGCCUCUUUCUCUCACGUGCUUUCCUAAUAUUGCUUGUUGAAACUGUAUUUCCAUGAGAUGAAUUCCAUGUCUGUGCAAUAUGUAACUUUUCCAGAGAAGUCUUUAUCAUUAGGCCUUGUUUGUGUAAUUUAACCAUUUGUGUGACCACUGGGUGUUUGUUUGAUCACUUUAAUUUGCGAGCGUUUGUGUUUUCAGUUAUUGGUUUUGUACAUGCGGCGCAGUUUUAGAGAGAUGAGACAUGAAUGUAUUCAGGUUCUUCUUCUAUGUUUGGGGAUCUUAGUCGGUACCUAAAGCUGAUAGCAUCAUGUGUCCAUGCAGCCGUCCUUCAUCCCGUUUUGCUUUGGAGAAAUAUCAUGUGACCAUUGAAUGGCAAAGCAAUCACUUUUGAAUAAACACGUUUUAAUGCAAA
Messenger RNA from Cyclopterus lumpus (lumpfish), 3655 nucleotides. RefSeq names its product sphingosine-1-phosphate lyase 1 (gene sgpl1). Gene Ontology annotation, biological process: carboxylic acid metabolic process; sphingolipid catabolic process. The transcript is spliced from 14 exons. Gene Ontology annotation, cellular component: endoplasmic reticulum. Gene Ontology annotation, molecular function: sphinganine-1-phosphate aldolase activity; pyridoxal phosphate binding. The coding region runs from base 185 to 1882 and encodes 565 amino acids. The record is from RefSeq and is a predicted model, not a curated record. NCBI's taxonomy places the organism in Eukaryota, Metazoa, Chordata, Actinopteri, Perciformes, Cyclopteridae.